AUGGACGUCAAGACGAUCGCUGCCAAGUACGGCGGCCUCCCGGCGCGUGUCGUUGCGCGUGCAGAAGAGAACUGGCGCCUCACAACCGCCAAGAAGUCUGCAGGAAUGGACCAAUGGGCUGGACCCGUGGCGUGUCUCGUCGUAGCGGCUCGGGCGCUGGACGAGCAGGUGGACAAGACUCGACUGGCCCAGUGUGCGGGAGCUAACAAACGGCUCAUUGAGCCCACUGUGCGCAAGGUGGUGGAUGCUGUGGGGGUUCAGACAGUCGUGAAGACGUCGCCGGCUGCGCUGUGCAUCAAGUUUGGGUGUGAAGCUCUUACGGAGAUCGUGAACCGCGUGCUGGAGGAGUAUCGCGCGUAUCUGGCGCAAGUGGCGGCAGCGAACAGGAGGAAGCGACUGAAGCAACCGAUGGGUCCAAAGGUAUCGAUUAUGAAUAGUGAAGACCCGGUGUUUGUCGCUGCGUGUCUUUUUGCUGUGAGCAAGCAGGCAAAGAUGCACGUGAACCAGGACAAGCUGCUGGAAGCUGUGUGUGGAAAUGCAAAGGAAUUCGAUGCGAUCGUGUCGUCGAUUGAGGUUCAGUGUCAGUUGUCGUUAAGUGGCGCCGUGAUAGAUCGAAAGAAACGUCGUCGUAACGAAGGAGAGAGGGCAUCAAAGAAGCUAUUCGAGCAACAGCGUCGGGAGCAGAUAGAAGAGGAGGAACGUGUGAAACGACAGGGGACGCGUCUAAAUGACAUGACGACCCAGACGCUGGCGCAAGAGAUUGUGCUAGAGAAAUUACGGGUGUCUCGCGGUGGUUGCAGUACGGAUCAGAGUCCUGGAUUAUCGAGCAAAAAGGUGACUGUUGCCACCGCUGAGGAGUACGCUUUGUGGAGGGCAAGUGCACUGGAGUUCAUGCGCAACAAGAAGAAACAGGGGGUCCCAGAACGUCACAGUAGUCAAUAUUGA
This is a messenger RNA of Peronospora matthiolae, 945 nucleotides long. Lineage: Eukaryota; Oomycota; Peronosporomycetes; Peronosporales; Peronosporaceae. The record is from the annotation of a GenBank genome assembly.